CCGCUGGACCACCGCUGGACCACCGCAUCUCGAUGAUAGAAGAACACGUGAUAAUACUUUGGUUUUCAACAGCACCAGAAGAACAGCAGCAGAAAAUGCGUUUACUGUAGCUGCGGUGCGGUUUUACUGCGAUACCCGUGUCUCAGCAUCCUUGGUAAAGUUUUCAUAAUUGUGUUGAGGCCGCAGCCAUGCAGCAGGAGCUUCUGUUUAAAGUCCUGGUCAUCGGAGACUUAGGAGUUGGGAAAACGUCCAUAAUCAAGCGGUACGUGCAUCAAAUCUUCUCCCAGCACUACCGAGCCACCAUCGGGGUGGACUUCGCCCUCAAGGUGCUGCAGUGGGACAAUGACACUGUGAUCCGGCUACAGCUGUGGGAUAUAGCAGGACAGGAGCGGUAUGGGAACAUGACCCGUGUCUACUACCGGGAGGCGGUGGGAGCACUGGUGGUGUUUGACGUGACGAGGGCCUCGACGUUCGACGCCGUGCUGAAGUGGAAGGCUGACCUGGACUCCAAGGUGACGCUGAACCAUGGGAGGCCAGUUCCAGCAGUACUUUUGGCCAACAAGUCAGACCAGCUGGCUUCCCAGCCGCCCAAACUCGACUCCUUUUGCAGGGAGAACGGAUUUGUUGGAUGGUUUGAGACUUCUGCGAAGGAAAACACAAACAUCGAGGAGGCAGCCCGCUGCUUGGUAGAGCACAUCCUGAGAAACGAGGAGAGCCUAGUGACAGAGCGAGAGCCUGGCUCCCUCGUCCUGUCUGGAUGCACUGCCACUACAAAGGAGCAUCUCAGCUGCUCCUCAUGUUCAAAAUAGCAACUUCUCACAGCAACAGCUGACCAGGAUGCGAAGGCUACGAGAGGCGUGUGGCUCAGGGACUGUUUGAAGAAAAAAAAAGAAUCAUUGCUUACAGCAAUCAGAGAAGAAAUAUAUAAAAUAUGUAGCAGUGUUCAUGGGCCGUGUUCACCAGAAGCCAACACAGUCCCUACUGAUCCUUACAGAGUCUAAACUUUAUCUUGAUUUUAAAAACUUUUUAAAGUGUUCAAAUGUUACGAAGCUCCGUGGAGAUCAAAUGUGCUUCAUAUUAUUUUACUUCUUAGUUGCAGUUUAUGGUUUUUGUCCCUUUCCUCCCACACACAUUUAUGAUUGAAUCAAUCUUUUAAAUCAUAACACUAAACGAUGAAACAUUUGCACCACAAAAGUCAGUACAUGCAGUAUUUAUUACUUACACUUUCCUCAUGCUUUUUUAGUUUGCUUUGAAUUGACAGCGUGACACUGAUAUUUGAACUGACAGCCCUCAGUGGUAUUUUUAUUCUGACUCUUACAUAACAUGAAAAAUUAUUUGAAACUUUGAUGUUUUUGCCUGCA
Molecule: messenger RNA, 1361 nt
Organism: Archocentrus centrarchus (flier cichlid)
Lineage: Eukaryota; Metazoa; Chordata; Actinopteri; Cichliformes; Cichlidae
Product: ras-related protein Rab-38-like
Exons: 4
Coding region: 189-809 (206 amino acids)
Biological process (GO): phagosome-lysosome fusion; endosome to lysosome transport
Cellular component (GO): Golgi apparatus; lysosome; phagocytic vesicle
Molecular function (GO): GTPase activity; GTP binding
Source: RefSeq, a predicted model, not a curated record